CACUGGUGAGCAGGAGGGAGGCAGACGCCCUGGAGAGCGCUGUGGGCUGCCUGCCCAGCUCUGCUUCAGGAGUCUCCUACGUCCGGAUUACUAUUGUGCUGAGCACGCCCAGGGCACAGCCCCCCUCCCAGCGCCGGUACUCCAGCCAACGCAUUGUGAAUCGAAUGAGCUGGACUCUGGCAGGUGAGCCAACCCCUCCCCAGCCUGACCCAGCCCCCUCUGGGCCACGGUUUAAAUCCUGGCCUGGCUCAGUUCUGGACACUCAGACCCGGCUCCCGGCACCGCCAUGGAGUCAGGAGGCAUCUUCCUCCCCCUGGGGCUCCUGGCCCUCUGGGCCGCGCUGCCGCCUGCACCAGGGCAGGAGAAAGGAGGUAAAGUGGGUGAAUGUCCAGCAGGGAGGAUUGAGUUUGUGCGUCCCUCCAGGAUCUACUGUCUCUCAGAGCAGAGCUGCCCAGGGAACGAGAAGUGCUGCAAUAUUGGGCACAUGAGAACCUGCCUCCUCCCUGAAAAAGUGAACCCAGGCUACUGCCCGGAGCCCGACACCGGGGUGGCAGAGCCCUGCCUGGUGAGCUGCUGGAAUGACUCUGCGUGUGCCGGCGGGGCCAAGUGCUGUGCCGAGGGCUGCCACGUUCACUGCACGAGCGCCCAGCCAGCCAAGCCUGGCGUCUGCCCAAAGAGACGAGUGUCGCAGGAUUUCAUUCCUUGCACAAACCAGUGCCACGACGACAGGCACUGCCCCGAGAGCCAGAAAUGCUGCUUUGCCGGCUGCGGCCUGGCCUGCAUGAGCCCCUACACAGAGAAGGCGGGCGUGUGCCCUGCUGUGCAGCUGGAGCAGCCCGAGGGGCUGUGCCUGGACGCGUGCGUGGACGACGCUGACUGCGCGGGGGACGAGAAGUGCUGUGCCACAGGCUGUGGCUAUAAAUGCCGAGUGCCCCUUCCAGUGCGGCCCGGCGAGUGCCCAGCCGUAGCCCAGAGGUUUCUCGUCUCGUGCCGGCGGACGUGUUGGAGCGACAGCGACUGCCCCGCCACGAGGAAGUGCUGCAGCAAUGGCUGUGGGUGGCUCUGCAUGGCGCCCGUGCUCGUGAAGCCCGGCCUGUGCCCAGCCCGAGCCCCCGAGGGCGGCGAGGAUCCAUGCUUUUUUCGAUGCCUGAAGGACGGUGACUGUCCAGGGAACGGGAAGUGCUGCUUGAUCAGCUGUGGCCGCGCCUGCCUCUCCCCGACGCAGGUGAAGCCUGGCGCAUGCCCAGCAGUGCUCAGAGGCUCCCUGGGGCCCUGCGUGGAGGGAUGUGGCAGCGACAGCGACUGCAGCAAAGCAGAGAAGUGCUGCAGCACCGGCUGCGGCCAUGUCUGCAAACCACCCAGCGAGGAUAUCUGCCAGCUCCCUGCCGAGAUGGGCAUCUGUGACGCCGACCUCCCUCGCUUCUUCUACAACACCAGUUCCGGGGCGUGUGACAGAUUCAUCUACGGGGGCUGCCGGGGGAACCCCAACAACUUUGAGGGGGAAGCGGAGUGUCUCCAGGCCUGCGGGGGCCCCGUGAGGCCUGGGGUCUGCCCAGCCCGGGCCGGAUUGGGCCAGGCUGAUGAGUGCGUCUCGCCAUGCUCCAAGGACAGCGACUGCUCCGCCAGCGAGAAGUGCUGCUUGCUGAGCUGUGGCCGGGCCUGUGCCCCACCCGUGCAGGUGAAGCCGGGCCGGUGCCGCAGGGCACUGUUCGUGUGCAUGGGGGUCAUCACCGCCGAAUGCGACACCGACGCCGAGUGCCCCGGCACACACAAGUGCUGCCCAGUCGGCUGUGCCAGGAAGUGCGCCCCUGCUGAGACAGCACCCAGAGGCAGCGACAGCCUCCUCCCUGCCCAUGACCAGGUGAGGCCUGGGACCUGUCCCCCCGAUCCAGUCCGAUGUGCCCACUCAGCACCGGCCCACUGCUCCAGUGACCCCGAGUGCCCGGGAGAGCAGAAGUGCUGCUAUAUCGCAUGCAGAUUCCGAUGCGUUGACCCAGCAGAAGAGAAGGCCGGCUAUUGCCCGGUCCUCGUGCCCGCAGGCCUGAACCUCAGUCAGAGCUGCCGCCCCUGCCUGGCGAACAGAUCCUGCUCCACCUGCUUUCGGGACGCAGAUUGCCCGGGCCUGGAGAAGUGCUGCCCAGGCCGGUGUGGAACCCGCUGCUGGGAGCCCGUCUCUGAUUUCUGCCAGCUCAGCCCCGACACUGGGCCUUGCAAAGCCUGGGUCCCGCGGCUCUUCUACAACUCCAGCUCCCAGCACUGCGAGCUGUUUAUCUACGGCGGCUGCCAGGGGAACCCGAACAACUUUGCUGAGGAAGAGGCGUGUCUGCAGGCCUGCGGGCCCCCUGGUGAGAGCAGGGCCUGGGGAGGGGGGCUGACUCGCUCCGUAGAGCCAUCCGCCCUCCCCCCGCCUGCUCCCGCCAGUCCGCACAGUGCUGGGCACCCUCUGUUCUCUGUACUAGACAUUUGCAAACUCUCCCCUGAAGUGGGCCCCUGCGACGCCGCGUUGCCCCGGUUUUUCUACAACGCUGAGGCCGGGCAGUGUGACGGCUUCACGUACGGCGGCUGCCAGGGCAACAGGAACAACUUUGAGACGGAGGCCGCGUGUCUCCAGGCCUGCGCAGGCCACGGUGCGGCCUAGCCCUGGCCAGAAUGGGGCUCCAGGGGGAAGCUGCAGUCCCAGGGGCUGGUCCCAUUCACCCAGCACGACCGUUUGAUGCAAGGCUCUUCUGCCGUCAAGGCCCUGUCCUGUGUGGAAAUGGACGUGCCUCUCACAAACUCAUUACCGUGUCCCUGACCGUGUAAUGGGGUCUCACCGGAGGCGCUUGCAUUGUUACAGAUAAAGGGAUGUGGCUGCUUCAAACCUG
Molecule: messenger RNA, 2864 nt
Organism: Mauremys reevesii (Reeves's turtle)
Lineage: Eukaryota; Metazoa; Chordata; Testudines; Geoemydidae
Product: papilin-like
Exons: 16
Coding region: 287-2638 (783 amino acids)
Biological process (GO): negative regulation of peptidase activity; antibacterial humoral response; innate immune response
Cellular component (GO): extracellular region
Molecular function (GO): serine-type endopeptidase inhibitor activity
Source: RefSeq, a predicted model, not a curated record